AUGGCAGCACGACCGCGAAGGAUACAGAAACGCCUUUCAGAUAGUCCGAAAUCGAAGCGCCAACAACAAUGUCGCCGAAAAGAUAACUUGUUCUUUAAAUCCUUCGAGUACUGUCACGAGUGUGAUGCGGAUAUAUUCAUCAUGGUUCGAAACAAGCAAACUGGCCAAAUCAUAUUUUUGAACUCCAACAGCAACUGGCCCCCAUCACUGGAGGAGCUGGUAGAAUAUUCUCCUAUGACAAUAUUGAGAGCUUCGUACUAUCCAAAGCCGAAACAGGUCACAUGGAAAGAGUUAGCUGCCAGAUACGCUACCGAAGAGUUACAGAAUGUUCCGAGUGACCAGUCACAAGCCCGGGCAACUGAAAAAAAUCACAAGUAGCGGGAUCGAGAAAUGAGAGUGAGGCUGUGGCAUGUAGAGAUAAUAUGCAAAGGCUCCCGAAGUGCGAACGACACUAGAUUUUACAGUUGAGCUUCAGCUAAAACAGGCAGUAUAUACCCGUUUUAACAUGUCAUCUGGUUUUUUGAUACGAGGAUUAGUGUUGCUUCUUCGCUUCCUACUGUUUACCUGAACUGGGAUGGCGUAGAUCAACUUAAGCUUCGAGCAUGCUCCAGGACUUCUGCCGUGUUGUUGUAUUGAUCACUAUAGGCUCUAUAGAUCAGAUAUAACGUCUGCCUAGCGUUUAGCACGAGAAUACAUGAGAGGGUC
Molecule: messenger RNA, 705 nt
Organism: Aspergillus ibericus CBS 121593
Lineage: Eukaryota; Fungi; Ascomycota; Eurotiomycetes; Eurotiales; Aspergillaceae
Exons: 2
Coding region: 1-378 (125 amino acids)
Molecular function (GO): protein dimerization activity; DNA binding
Source: RefSeq, a predicted model, not a curated record